This is a messenger RNA of Thamnophis elegans (Western terrestrial garter snake), 4321 nucleotides long. Its product is annotated as zinc finger protein 91-like. The transcript is spliced from 4 exons. Gene Ontology annotation, biological process: regulation of transcription by RNA polymerase II. Gene Ontology annotation, molecular function: DNA-binding transcription factor activity, RNA polymerase II-specific; RNA polymerase II cis-regulatory region sequence-specific DNA binding. NCBI's taxonomy places the organism in Eukaryota, Metazoa, Chordata, Lepidosauria, Squamata, Natricidae. The record is from RefSeq and is a predicted model, not a curated record.
UAGAAACUGGAGAAGGAUUUUUUUUCUGCCUCCUAUCUGAAGAUGGUGCUCAAUCAGGCAACACCUGUGCCUAGAAAGCGGAUAAUACCUGUGGUUGAGCUUAAAGGGGUUAAAACCAUCGAGUACUGUGUUGCUAGAAAGGUUGGAAAGCGACGGGAAGCGUAGAAGAAAGAAAGUCCAGUUGCCUUUUGAAAAAAGCACCUUUGGGACAGCUGAACUUCCUCUUCCGGAUCACUCAUGGGAGGAGAGUGGUGUGCAGAGCGGGUUUUUUGCUCUUCUCAUGAUCGAAGCAGCAGCUGGAAGAUGACCAGGAUGGCAAUAAGAGCACUCUGGACAAGUGUAAAUAACGAUCAGUGUUGAUAAGGGAAGAAAAUCAAGCCAGAAAUCAAAAUAUUUUCCAUUUCCUGCAGAAAACCAUACAAAUCUGCUCUUCCUCCAGCAGCUAACAAAAGAGAGAAAAUUGAGAAAGAAUAAGCAGAUCAUGCAGAAUUAAAGGAUAAAUUGAAUGAGAGGUGAAUGUAGAUUUUAUAUCAUUCAGCAAAAGAGGGAUAUAUGUGGAAGUCCGUGGGGAGGAAGGCAGACAGUAAUGCAGGCCUCUCUCUGUGAGGAAGAAGAUGACUUAAAUGAAGCACCACUAAACAAGACAUUGUCCAUAAUUUUGACCUCCUCAAAUAUAUCAGCUUUGAAAAAGCUCCAUAGAUUUGCCUAUUGUGGGAAAAGCACAGAUUGCAAAUCACAACUGAUUAUGUACUAGAGGGGCCAGAAAGGAGAAAAUCCAUACAAAUUACCUGAAUGUGGCAAAAACUAUGGUCACAACAGCUCCCUUGUGGUUCAUGGAAGUCUCACCACACAAGAGGGAAGUGCUCCCAAUGUAAAUGUUUUAGUGAGCAUGGCAACAUGGUGCUACAUCAGAUAACUCACAGGAGGGAGAAAACGUAUGACUGCAGAUUGUGAGAAAGUUACAUUAGAAAUUCUCAGGUCUUGAGACACUAAAGGAUACACACACAGGAAUAAAACCAUUUGGACAUCCUUUCUGUGGGAAAAGUUUCAGUGAGAAUUCCACCCUAGUGAAGCACCCAAGACCACAAAAGUGAAACCAUUUGAAUGUCAUGAUUGUGGGGAAAAAUUUAGUCACAAUUUUAGUCUGGUGACACAUCAGUAGAUUGACUCCAGGGAGAAACUGUAUGAGUAUCCAGAUUGUGGGAAAAACAACAUUAGAAAUUUCCAUCUGAAGAGACACCAGACAACUCUCACAGAAGAAAAACCCUUUGAAUGUCCUGAUUAUGGGAAAGUCACAAUUCCAGCCUGGUGAUACAUCAGAAGACUCACAUAGGAGAUAAAUGCUUUGAAUGUCCUGAUUGUUGGAAAACUUUCAGUUAUGAUUCCAAUUUGUGAAACACUAGAGGAACCAUAAAGGAGAAAAACCCAUUCAAUGUUCUGACUGUGGGAGAGGUUUCAGUCAUAAUUCCCAUCUGGUAAUACAUCAGAGGAUUACUCCAUGGAGAAACUUUAUAAGUGUGGAGAUUGUGGGAAAAGUUUCAUUAGAAAUUCCCACCUCCUGAGACACAAGACUACACACACAGAAGAGAAACUCUUUGAAUGUCCGGACUGUGGGAAAAGAUUUAGUGAGAGUUUCAGGCUACGGAAACACCAGAUGACUCACACAGGAGAGAAGCCCUUUGAAUGUCCUAUCUGUGGGAAAACCUUUAAUCAGAAUUUCAAUCUGGUGACACAUCAGAGGACUCACACAGGAGAGAAACCCUUUGAAUGUCAUAUCUGUGGGAAAAGCUUUAAUCAGAAUGUCAAUCUGGUGAGACACCAGAGGACUCACACAGGAGAGAAACCCUUUGAAUGUCCUAUUUGUGGGAAAGGUUUUAGUUUUAAUUACAGCCUGGUGACACACCAGAGGACUCACACAGGAGAGAAACCCUUCAAAUGUCCUAUCUGUGGGAAAAGCUUUAGUGAUAAUUCCAGUCUUGUGGCACACCAGAGGACUCACACCGGAGAGAAACCCUUCAAAUGUCCUGAUUGUGGAAAAGGUUUUAGUCUGAGUUCCAGCCUACGAACACACCAGAGGACUCACACAGGAGAGAAACCCUUUGAAUGUCCUAUCUGUGGGAAAAGCUUUAAUCAUAAUUCCAAUCUGGUGACACAUCAGAGGACUCACACAGGAGAGAAGCCCUUUGAAUGUCCUAUCUGUGGGAAAAGCUUUAAUCAGAAUUCCAUUCUGGUGAGACACCAGAGGACUCACACAGAAGAGAAACCCUUCAAAUGUCCUAUCUGUGGGAAAAGCUUUAGUGAUAAUUCCAGUCUUGUGACACACCAGAGGACUCACACCGGAGAGAAACCCUUCAAAUGUCCUGAUUGUGGAAAAGGUUUUAGUCUGAGUUCCAGCCUACGACCACACCAGAGGACUCACACAGGAGAGAAACCCUUUGAAUGUCCUAUCUGUGGGAAAAGCUUUAAUCAUAAUUCCAAUCUGGUGACACAUCAGAGGACUCACACAGGAGAGAAGCCCUUUGAAUAGAAACCCUUCAAAUGUCCUAUCUGUGGGAAAAGCUUUAGUGAUAAUUCCAGUCUUGUGGCACACCAGAGGACUCACACCGGAGAGAAACCCUUCAAAUGUCCUGAUUGUGGAAAAGGUUUUAGUCUGAGUUCCAGCCUACGAACACACCAGAGGACUCACACAGGAGAGAAACCCUUUGAAUGUCCUAUCUGUGGGAAAAGCUUUAAUCAUAAUUCCAAUCUGGUGACACAUCAGAGGACUCACACAGGAGAGAAGCCCUUUGAAUGUCCUAUCUGUGGGAAAAGCUUUAAUCAGAAUUCCAUUCUGGUGAGACACCAGAGGACUCACACAGAAGAGAAACCCUUCAAAUGUCCUAUCUGUGGGAAAAGCUUUAGUGAUAAUUCCAGUCUUGUGACACACCAGAGGACUCACACCGGAGAGAAACCCUUCAAAUGUCCUGAUUGUGGAAAAGGUUUUAGUCUGAGUUCCAGCCUACGACCACACCAGAGGACUCACACAGGAGAGAAACCCUUUGAAUGUCCUAUCUGUGGGAAAAGCUUUAAUCAUAAUUCCAAUCUGGUGACACAUCAGAGGACUCACACAGGAGAGAAGCCCUUUGAAUGUCCUAUCUGUGGGAAAAGCUUUAAUCAGAAUUCCAUUCUGGUGAGACACCAGAGGACUCACACAGAAGAGAAACCCUUUGAAUGUCCUAUCUGUGGGGAAAGUUUUAUUAAAAAUUUGGAUCUGGUGAGACACCAGAGGACUCACACAGGAGAGAAACCUUUCAAAUGUCCUGAUUGUGGAAAAGGUUUUAGUGAGAGUUUCAGCCUACGGAAACAUCAGAGGACUCACACAGGAGAGAAACCCUUCAAAUGUCCUAUCUGUGGGAAAAGCUUUAGUGAUAAUUCCAGUCUUGUGACACACCAGAGGACUCACACCGGAGAGAAACCCUUCAAAUGUCCUGAUCGUGGAAAAGUUUUUAGUGAGAGUUUCAGCCUACGGAAACACCAGAGGACUCACACAGGAGAGAAGCCCUUUGAAUGUCCUAUCUGUGGGAAAACCUUUAAUCAGAAUUCCAAUCUGGUGACACAUCAGAGGACUCACACAGGAGAGAAGCCCUUUGAAUGUCCUAUCUGUGGGAAAAGCUUUAAUCAGAAUUCGCAUCUGGUGAUACACCAGAGGACUCACACAGGAGAGAAACCCUUUGAAUGUCCUAUCUGUGGGGAAAGCUUUAUUAAAAAUUUGGAUUUGGUGAGACACCAGAGGACUCACACAGGAGAGAAACCCUUCAAAUGUCCUGAUUGUGGGAAAGGUUUUAGUCAGAGUUCCAGCCUACGGACACACCAGAGGACUCACACAGGAGAGAAACCCUUUGAAUGUCCUAUUUGUGGGAAAACCUUUAGUCAGAAUUUCAAUCUGGUGACACACAAGAGGACUCACACCGGAGAGAAACCCUUCAAAUGUCCUGAUUGUGGAAAAGGUUUUAGUCACAGUUCCAGCGUACAGACACACCAGAGGACUCACACAGGAGAGAAACCCUUUGAAUGUCCUAUCUGUGGGGAAAGCUUUAUUACAAAUUCCGAUCUGGUGAGACACCAGAGGACUUACACAGGAGAGAAACCCUUUGAAUGUCUUUCCUGUAGGAAAGGUUUCUGUGAUCAUUCCAGCCUGGUGAAACACCAGAGGACUCACACAGGUGAGAAACCAUUUGAAUGUCAUAUCUGUGGGAAAAGCUUUAGUGAUAAUUCUAAUCUAGUGAGACACCAGGACUCACACAGGAGAGAAACCCUUCAAAUGUCCUGAUUGUGGGAAAGG